CUCGCCGAAAAGGGGGUUUCCAGGCUCGCCCUGUUGGGGAAAGUGAAAGUGAAAGGAGGGAAGGAGAGAAGCAGCCGGGCUUGGGCAAUCUGAAGUCGUGUUGCCAUGAAGUCCGCAAUCCUGCUCCUGCUCGCCGUGGCCCUGGGCUGCGCGCGCGCCUGGGCCGGGCCCGCCGUGCUCGAGUGCUGGUUCGUGCAGGACGCAGGCGGGGGCCGCCUGGAUAAGCUCCGCGCGGCCCUGCUGCUGCGCCCGGCCUCGGGCCCUGCACCGCCCCGGCCAGACCUCGACCCCAAGUUCUACCUCCAGGUGCAGGACCCGGCGGGCGCCCUCCAGGCCGCCUUCCAGCGCUUCCCCCGGGACGGCCCCGCGCCGCGCUGCGAGAUGAGCAACUACGUCCUGCUGCCCGCGUCCGCGCACUGGGCCGCCGGCCUGACCCCCGAGCCCAGCUGCCCGCGGAGCCUCGACGGCGCCUGGUACUUGGCCAGCGUCACCAGCCCGCUGCUCAGCCUGGCCUGCCUCCUGCGCCCGCAGCUCCAGCCCUCGGGGGACCCGGGGAUCACCCCCUCUACAGCUGUGCUGACCGUCUUCUCCUACACCCCUGUUCCUCAAAUCCGUCUGGGACAAGACGCUGUGCUGGACUUGAGAUUUGCCUAUGCACCUCCACCCACCAUUGGGGCUGCUCCUGCCCCAGGGCCCCCUCCCUUUGGGCUGGAGUGGCGGCGCCAGCACCUGGGCAAGGGGCACUUGCUCCUGGCUGCCACUCCCAAGCUGCAGGGGCUGCUGCCCAAAGCCCAGGAGGGCGCAGUGGCCUUUGCUGCUUGGAAUGACGAGGAUGAUCCGAGGGGCCCAUGGACUGGAAAUGGGACUCUUGUGCUGCCUGCGGUCCGGCCUGCCCAGGAGGGCACCUACCUGGCCACUGUCCAUUUACCCUACCUGCAAGGGCAGAUCACCCUGGAGCUUGGGGUACAGAAGCCCCCCAAGGUAUCUCUGAUGCCAGCACCUCUUGUGUGGGCUGCACCCGGGGAAGCUCCCCCAGAGCUGGUCUGCCUUGUAUCCCGGUUCUACCCUCCUGAGGGCCUGGAAGUGGUGUGGGAGCUCCGGGAUGGCCCUGGAGGUACCUCCCAAAAGGUCAAGGAGCCCCAGUGGCUCUCAGCACUGCGCCACCACUCGGAUGGUUCCGUCAGCGUCUCAGGACAUCUGCAACUGCCCCCGGUCACAUCCGAGCAGCACGGGGCCCGCUAUUUCUGCCGCAUCCGACACCCCACUCUGCCAGCUUCUGUGCGCACUGCAGAGGUCACCCUGGAGGUGGCAGGUCUCUCAGGACCCUCCCUGGAGGAUGGUGUUGGCCUUUUCCUGUCUGCCUUUUUCCUCCUUGGGCUCUUCAAGGUGCUGGGCUGGGUUGGUGAGUGUGAACCCCACCAGAACCCCCCAUUGUGAUACACACCUCACCACCUCCCAGACCCCUGGCACCCCCUAUUCUGCUGCCACCCCACUCCCAUCCUGUCUCAAUCUCU
Molecule: messenger RNA, 1514 nt
Organism: Suncus etruscus (white-toothed pygmy shrew)
Lineage: Eukaryota; Metazoa; Chordata; Mammalia; Eulipotyphla; Soricidae
Gene: TAPBP
Product: TAP binding protein
Exons: 6
Coding region: 106-1437 (443 amino acids)
Biological process (GO): antigen processing and presentation of endogenous peptide antigen via MHC class I
Cellular component (GO): membrane
Source: RefSeq, a predicted model, not a curated record